AUGGCUGAUAAUAGAACCUUAAGGCAGUUAGCUGCUCCUGAUGUGAAUUACAAUGGUGAAGAUCCACAUAGACAUCUCAAAGAAUUUCAGGUUGUGUGCUCUACACCGUUGAGGCCUGAAGGAAUAACUGAAGACCAUAUCAAACUUCGAGAUUUUCCUUUUUCAUUGCAGGGUGCAGCAAAGGAUUGGAUUUAUUAUCUCGAGCCAAACUCAAUUGCAAGUUGGACAACCUUGAAAAAAGUGUUCUUGGAAAGAUAUUUUCUUGCCUCCAGAGCUGCCUCAAUAAGAAAGGAGAUUUGUGGUAUUAGACAAGGCAAUGAGUCGCUAACCGAGUAUUGGGAGAGAUUCAAGCACUUGGUAUCUAGCUGCCCUCAACACCAGAUCAUUGAGCAACUCCUCAUCCAAUACUUUUAUGAGGGGUUGCUACCGAUGGACAGGAACAUUCUUGAUGCUGCUAGUGGUGGAGCAUUAGUCGAUAAAACUCCAGCUGCUGCCAAAGCCUUUAUUGAAAAUAUGUCUCUUAAUUCUCAACAGUUCACCACUAGGGACAAUUCUGUGCAAAGCAAAGGCGUGAGUCAAAUUCAAGUUUCUUCUAACAAAGCCUUAGAGACUAGAAUUGAAGAACUCACUGCCUUAGUCAAACAGCUGGUAGUAGCAAAACCUCAAACAACAACUUUGUGUGGCAUUUGUACUUCUCCUAAGCACCCGACCGAUACUUGUCCUAUUCUAAGAGACGAGUCCAUUACUGAGCUGCCACAAGCUUAUGCAGCCAACCUUUACAAUCAAAAUAGGUACAACAACACUCCUGACCUGUCCACCAACGAAUGCCAUCCCAAUUGGAGGAACCAUCCCAACCUUCGAUAUGGAAACCCGCAAACCAGCCAACAACAGAACUCACCUAAAGUGGCUUCCCCUGCACCUUCCGGACCAUCCUUGGAGGAUCUUAUUAAGCAAAUGGCCGUGAACAACCUUCAGUUCCAACAAAGAACCGAUGCCAGCAUUCAGACCUUGAACACACAAAUGGGACAGCUUGCUACUCAAAUAAAUAACAUGCAAGCUCAAGGUUCGAACCAACUUCCAGCCCAGACAGUUUUCAAUCCGAAUGGUCCUAAUGCUAAUGUGAGCGCAAUUUCUUUGAGAUCCGGAAAACUUGCAGAACCAGCCCCUGAAAAAAAUAAAAAAAUCAUUGAGAUUCCUAAGUAUGCAAAGUUUUUGAAAGAUUUGUGUACCAACAAGAGGAGGAUUAAGGGAAGUGAAAAAGUAAACUUAGGACGAAAUAUUUCUGCCUUUAUUCAGCCCAAACAAUCAUCCAAACAGACUGUAUGCGAGCAAAAUGUUUCAGCCCUCACUACUCAGCAUACAGGUUUAAUCAUUCAAUUGGCAAACAGGAGCAACGCUCGACCCGCCGGGGUAGUCGAAGACGUUCUUGUUCAAGUUAACGAUUUGAUUUUUCCUGCAGAUUUCUAUAUUCUAGACAUGGAAGGAGAAACCAAGGAGCAUUCCCUUUUUCAUAUUGAGCUGAUUUCUGAAUUAGUUGAUGACUCUAGUUCUGAACUAUUUGCGCUUGAUUUUCCAUCUCUCUUUGGUUUUGAUGAUAUUUAUUCAUGUUCUGAUUGUACUGACACUAACGUUUGUGUUGUCUAUGCUGAGAUUGAUGCUGCCUUACAGGCUGAUACAUUUCCGACAGGUGAAGUUGUUACCAAUAAACUUGUUUUUGCAGUUGAUGCUCUUGCAUUCCCGACUGCCCCAAGCACUCCAUCCACCGAGCAGCCCCCGUCCUUAGAGCUAAAAGAGCUCCCUGAGAACCUGAAAUAUGCUUACUUGGAGAGUAAUGAGAAACUCCCUGGUAAUGACUACUAUAACUAUACUAGUAUAUUUAAAAGAAGGAAAAUUACAAGUUUGAAAAAAUAUUCUAAUCCUAGCUAUGGUUAUCUUACUACUACAAUUUCAUUGUAG
Molecule: messenger RNA, 1956 nt
Organism: Lathyrus oleraceus (garden pea)
Lineage: Eukaryota; Viridiplantae; Streptophyta; Magnoliopsida; Fabales; Fabaceae
Exons: 7
Coding region: 1-1956 (651 amino acids)
Source: RefSeq, a predicted model, not a curated record